AUGGCCUUCAGGCAAAGGAGCCAAUCCCGUCAGGGCUCUGCUGGGGAACGAGAGGAGCAUCCAUGCCCCUCUCGGGACCAGGAAGGUCCUGAGCCCCUGCCCCUUGUGAUCCUGUAUGAGAAGAUAGAUGAAUUGGUGGAUUUCCUGCUGGUCAAGUAUAGAAAAAAGGAGCUUACUGCCAAAGCAGAAAUGCUUUACGGCAUCAUGAAGGAUUACCAGGAGCACUUUCCUCUGGUCUUCAGGAAAGUCUCUGAUUGCUUGUACAUGGUCUUUGGCAUAGACGUGAAGGAAGUAGAUCCCCCUGGGCACAUAUAUGUUCUUAUGCCUGUCCUGGGUCUCACCUAUAAUGAGAGAGUGGGUGAUGACUUCAUCCUUGCCAAAACUGGCCUCUUGAUAAUGAUUAUAACUACAAUCUUCAAGAGAGGCAACUGUGCCAGUGAGAAGGUCAUCUGGCUUGCACUUAAUAGAAUGCAGGUGUAUGAUGGGGUGGAGCACUUCAUCUAUGGGGAGCCCAGGAAACUCAUUACCAAGGAUCUGGUGGAGGAAGGGUAUCUAGAGUAUCGCCCAGUUCCCCACAGUGAUCCUGCUUGCUAUGAGUUCCUGUGGGGCCCAAGGACCCAUGCUGAAACCAGCAAGAUGAAAGUCCUGGAGCAUUUGGCCAAGGUCAAUAAGAAAGAUCCAUGGUCCUACCCACUUAUAUAUGAAGAGGCUUUCAGAGAGGAGCUCGAGGCUGCCCAAGCACAACGUGUAGUCAGGGCCCCUGAGGGAGCAAGGUGCAGGCCAGGGACAGGGCGUGUCCGGAAGCCACGUCACUAGCUCAGCU
Molecule: messenger RNA, 823 nt
Organism: Fukomys damarensis (Damara mole-rat)
Lineage: Eukaryota; Metazoa; Chordata; Mammalia; Rodentia; Bathyergidae
Product: melanoma-associated antigen 10
Exons: 1
Coding region: 1-816 (271 amino acids)
Biological process (GO): negative regulation of transcription by RNA polymerase II
Cellular component (GO): nucleus
Source: RefSeq, a predicted model, not a curated record